This is a messenger RNA of Cutaneotrichosporon oleaginosum, 790 nucleotides long. RefSeq lists its product as uncharacterized. The record is from RefSeq and is a predicted model, not a curated record. NCBI's taxonomy places the organism in Eukaryota, Fungi, Basidiomycota, Tremellomycetes, Trichosporonales, Trichosporonaceae. Gene Ontology annotation, molecular function: acyltransferase activity, transferring groups other than amino-acyl groups. Gene Ontology annotation, cellular component: nucleus.
CCACCAUGUCUGCUUACGGCUCCAUCGCGACCCCCACUCCCAAGGAGCAGCUUACAGCGCGAAGCUACGCUAUGCCCAACGGGCUGUGUGUGACGACACACCCCGUGCAUGGGUCGGAUACCGACUCGGCGAUCAUCGACUACUUCUGGAAGGUGUUCAACCAGGAGCUCGCCGAGGGCAAGACGUACCCCCAAGAGGGGCCGCUGACGCGUGACGAAUUUGCGGCCUACUUCUUUAACUCGGUGACGAUUGUUGGCGUGCUCCACGAGAAAGAAGCCUCAGCAGCCCAGUUCCCAACCCUCAAGGAGGCAAUGGGCGGGCGAAGCAUCGAGGAGGCCAUCGCGGGGUGCUACUACAUCAAGCCGAACUAUCCCGGACGUUCAAGCCACAACUGCAACGCUGGGUUUCUUGUUCCCCCUGUGCAACGCGGAAAGAAGAUUGGCGGCGCACUCGCAGAGAGCUUCCUGUACUAUGCCCCGGCGUUAGGGUACCGCUCCUCUGUUUUCAACCUCGUGUUCGAGAACAAUGUCGCAUCGCUGCGGUUGUGGGACAAGCUCGGCUUCCAGCGUGUCGGCCUCAUCCCCAAGGCUGGGCGCCUGAGGACUGGGCCCAACGGAGCAGAGGAGUAUGUGGACGCGGUGGUCGUCUACAAGAGCUUUGUGUAAUGCACUAGAUGGCGGUUUUGAGGGGUCCAUCGCGCGCCUCAGGCACAAGCGCCUCGUGCUCGAUUGGUACAAAGAUGUUCUUCUGGUAGAAGCGGAGCUCGUUGAUACUCGCCUGGAUGUCGUCG